Messenger RNA from Cuscuta campestris, 1867 nucleotides. The record is from the annotation of a GenBank genome assembly. NCBI's taxonomy places the organism in Eukaryota, Viridiplantae, Streptophyta, Magnoliopsida, Solanales, Convolvulaceae.
CUACAUAAUAACCGGAUGUCUCGCUACAACCCACUGAAGGCUAAGUCAUUCAAAUCGGAAGACUACCGCGAAUCUCUUUCUCACCUGGAAGUCUGUGAAUGACUCUUCCGGAUUUGUCAGCAAAAGAAUCGGAUGCCUCAAGAAAAGAUCGGAACUCUCAGAAGCGGACAAGUCCUAUUGUUCGGAUCUUGCAGUUGUUGAAGAAGCGUGACCUUCGAAGGAACAACAAAGCCAACACGAGUGCAGUAGCAACUUUGGCCUUGCGAAGAUAUACCGUGCAGAAACUCACACAAGUGAAACCUGGUCAUUGGGAGGCAGCGUGCCCGUACCCAAAGGUGGAGAAGUACGGAGAAAGAGAAAGGAACGAAAAGAAGAAGAAAGCAAUGGUUGCAGCUGAAAGUGACGAGUCAUCUAGCUCAAGCUCGGAUGAAGAAGCCCUCGUUUGCAUGGAGCGCAGAGCUGAGAAGUCCAACCAUGAGGAUCGGUGGACUAUGUCAGAAGAUGACACCCUCUGCCUUAUGGCCAAAGAUGAUGCCGAACAAGAGGUAACCUCACAAACCUCCUGCUCAUCUUCCUGUGAAAGCAUACCAACUUCUGAAAGUCUUUUUGACAAGUUCAAAAAGAUGAUGAAAGAUUUUGAGGAAAUAAAUCUCAAACACUCAUCCUUAACAGAAGAGAACAAGCUAUUGAGUGAAGAGAAUCUCAAGUUGACUGAAGGUCGGAAAAGUCAACUAGAUGAGAUCACUCAGCUCAACACUGAAAAUAAAUCUCUCUCUGAAAAGGUGAAAUCCCUCAACAAGGAGCUUGGGAUACUUAAGUCCAAAGAAGCAGUGGAUAAGCUUCUUGAAGCGACUAAACAAAAGGGUCGUGAAGGACUUGGGUUUGACCCCUCCAAUUCCAAAAGGAAAGGGAGAACAACUUUCAUCCCUCCUAAACCUACUGCCAAAUCCAAUAAGCAGAAAGGAAAGGAAAAGGAGAAACCCACAGAAGUUCCCAAAAAGGAAGCCGCUAAGUACCCAGGUGUCUGGUACUUAGACAGUGGCUGUUCAAGACACAUGACGGGUGAUGCGAGCCUCUUGAGCAAUCUAAUUCCCUAUGAUGGUCCAAGAGUUACUUUUGGAGGAAGCAUUGACUUUGGCCUUACUAAAGGGCUAGGAAAUGUGGUGUACAAGGGACUAACAAUCCAAGCUGUAUCUUAUGUGGAAGGUCUCAAUUAUAACCUUCUGAGCAUAAGUCAUUUUUGUGAUAAAGGUUACUCCUUGGAAUUCUGUAAGGACAUGGCAUCUCUCAAAAACAUCUCCACAAAUGAAGUCAUUCUCACUGGGAAGAGAAUCAGAAACAUCUAUGAAGUAAUAUGGGACGAUGUCAAGGAAGCAUGCCUAAUCAGCAAAGUUCUUGAAUUCUACAAGAAUGGAAAGGUCAAGACUGUCAAAUCGAAGAAGGACCCACAGAGGACGAUUCAAGUCAUCAAGUCCACUGUUGGAGGAACUGAAGUGAAGCUCUCUCAGAAGAAAUUGGGAGAAAAGCUUCACCUUCCCAAUUCUGGAGUUGAAAUUGGGAGACUUCCAGCCAAGAAUCUGGAUUGGAAUAUUAUUGGAAUUUCUGGGCAAGUUCCCUCUGGCCCAGCAACGAAAGCUGAUCUAAACAACGACUACAAGCUAGUCCUUGAACUGGUCAUCGCAUGCCUCGAGUGUGGAAGUGGAGGACAUGCCGAUGACAUCACCCAAGAGAGGGCCUUUGUAACGACCCAAAAACCGGCUUAGUAGUUAGCCGUAAUUUUAAUAAAAAAAUAAAUAUAAUAUUUAUUUACUCUAAAAUAUGGAUUAUUGGUAAAGUUAUCCGUUUUAAAUGAAAAUUGGGUUUUCGG